Babjeviella inositovora NRRL Y-12698 is the source of this 2610-nucleotide messenger RNA. RefSeq names its product MCM DNA helicase complex subunit (gene CDC54). Lineage: Eukaryota; Fungi; Ascomycota; Pichiomycetes; Serinales. The transcript has 2 exons. The record is from RefSeq and is a predicted model, not a curated record. Gene Ontology annotation, cellular component: nucleus; MCM complex. Gene Ontology annotation, biological process: DNA strand elongation involved in DNA replication; DNA replication; double-strand break repair via break-induced replication. Gene Ontology annotation, molecular function: single-stranded DNA binding; ATP binding; single-stranded DNA helicase activity. Bases 1 to 2610 code for a protein of 869 amino acids.
AUGUACGCGCUCCGGGACGCCGUGCCGUCGUCGCCACUCUUCUUUCCGUCUUCGUCGAACCCGCCAUCGGAAACCGAUGCCAGAACGCCACAGGGCAGACCACAGAGCGGUUUCUCGUCGCCUUUACACUAUUCCUCCUCCGCGCCGAACUCGGACUUUGGGCGUGCCGUGCCCACAGACCUCACGCGCCAGGACCGCCGCGCGCGCCAGCGUGGGGACAUCCACUCGUCGGAUAUCACGUCAUCGCCGAUGCGCCGCCGCUUUUUUACCGAAGGCGCUCCUUCUUCCUCAGGACUCCACCCCCUUUCUUCCUCCUCUGUGCUCAACACCGACCUCGGGAGCGAGCAGAACCCGGAGGAGCCGGUCAGGGUUAUCUGGGGGACUAAUGUGUCGAUCCAGGAGUGCAGUAACCUGUUCCGCAACUUCCUCAUGUCGUUCAAGCAAAAGUACCGCCGCUUGCAUGACGGCCAGCCAGUCGAGGCCUCUGACAAUGAGCUCUACUACGUCGCACAGUUUACACAGAUGCGCGACCUCGGGCUCACGAACUUAAACCUCGACGCGGUGAACCUCUUGGCGUAUCCCCAGGCCAAAAAGUUGUACUUCCAAUUGAUCAACUACCCCCAGGAGGUGGUACCGAUCAUGGAUCAGACCGUGAAGGAUGUCAUGGUGUCGCUUGUGAUGGACCAUCCUGGCGCCCACAACGUUGAAGAUAUCGAGACCAAUCUCUAUAAGAUCAGACCGUUCAACAUUGAAAGCAAAUCAGGGAUGCGCGAGUUAAAUCCGAACGAUAUUGACAAGUUGGUCAGUGUCAAGGGCUUGGUUUUGCGGUCGACCCCGGUGAUUCCAGACAUGAAGGGCGCUUUUUUCAAGUGCUCCGCGUGCGACCACACCAUGGUGGUCGAAAUCGACCGUGGGGUCAUCCAGGAGCCGAGUAGAUGCCCCAGAAACGUGUGCAAACAGAACAACUCUAUGGUGAUAGUCCACAACCGAUGCUCUUUCGCCGAUAAACAAGUACUUAAGUUGCAGGAAACCCCAGAUGUCGUUCCUGACGGUCAGACCCCACAUUCGGUUAACCUCUGUGUCUACGACGAGUUGGUGGAUAGCUGCAGGGCCGGUGACAGGGUGGAGGUGUGUGGAAUUUUCAGAUCGUUGCCUGUGCGGGUCAACUCAGGGCAACGGUCGCUCAAGAACUUGUUCAAGACCUAUCUCGACGUGGUUCAUAUCAAGAAGGUGGACAAAAAGAGAUUGGGAGUGGAUACCUCGACGCUCCAGGCAGACUUGGUGCAGCCGGAUGUGGAGGAGGUGCGGCCGAUCUCCGAGGAGGAUGCGGCGCGUGUGCGAGCGACCGCCGCGCGUGGCGACUUGUACGACCUUCUCGCACGCUCCAUGGCGCCGUCGAUCUACGAGAUGGAAGAUGUGAAGAAGGGGGUGCUCUUGCAGUUGUUUGGCGGUGCCAACAAGCUGUUCAAAAAGGGUGGGAAGUACCGUGGGGAUAUUAAUAUCUUGUUGUGCGGUGAUCCGUCGACAUCGAAGUCGCAGUUGUUGCAAUACGUCCACAAGAUUGCGCCCAGAGGAGUCUACACCUCCGGUAAAGGGUCCUCUGCCGUGGGUUUAACGGCCUACGUGACCAGAGACCCGGACACCCGGCAGUUGGUGUUGGAAAGUGGGGCGUUGGUAUUGUCCGAUGGCGGUGUCUGCUGUAUUGACGAAUUCGACAAAAUGAGCGACUCCACGCGGUCUGUGUUGCACGAAGUGAUGGAACAGCAGACGAUUUCCAUUGCCAAGGCUGGGAUUAUCACGACGUUGAACGCGCGCACUUCCAUCCUCGCGUCCGCAAACCCUAUCAACUCGCGCUACGACCCUAACUUGCCGGUGACGUCCAAUAUCGACCUCCCACCGCCAUUGUUAUCCAGAUUUGACUUGGUCUACCUCAUUUUGGAUAAAGUGGACGAAAAUCUCGACCGCAAGUUGGCUCAGCACUUGACCAGCAUGUAUCUCGAGGACACCCCGGAGAAUGUCUCGCGCACGGAAAUCUUGCCAGUUGAGUUCCUUACCAUGUACAUCCAGUACGCAAAAGAAAACAUCCACCCGGUUUUGACCGAGGAGAGCAAAAACGAAUUGGUCAAAUGCUAUGUGGAGAUGCGCAAGAUGGGAGAGGACGUCAGAACCGCAGACAAGCGCAUCACUGCCACCACCCGCCAGUUGGAGUCGAUGAUUCGGUUGUCCGAAGCCCAUGCUAAAAUGAGGUUGUCCGAAACGGUAGAGUUGGCAGAUGUCAAUGAGGCUGUCAGAUUGAUCAAGACUGCGAUCAAAGAGUACGCGACAGAUCCACUGACCGGCAGAAUCGACAUGGACUUGAUCCAGACCGGUCACUCUUCCGCUCAGAGAAAGCUCCAGGAGGAUUUGGUCAAGGAGUUGCUUAAUCUCAUCCAUCUGGCCGAGUCGAUCUCGUAUUCUGAGUUGUUGAAGCGGAUUAACGAGCAGUCAAAUGGGAGUGUAGAGAACACUGAUCUUUCCAGCGCUGUGGAUAUUUUGUUGAGGGAGGAGAGGGUCAGGGUCAACGGUGAGGGCCAUUCUAGGGUUAUCACCAUCAUCCGCAGAACCGUGUAA